Malania oleifera is the source of this 1998-nucleotide messenger RNA. Its product is annotated as protein S-acyltransferase 18. The record is from RefSeq and is a predicted model, not a curated record. Bases 324 to 1844 code for a protein of 506 amino acids. Lineage: Eukaryota; Viridiplantae; Streptophyta; Magnoliopsida; Santalales; Ximeniaceae. Gene Ontology annotation, molecular function: protein-cysteine S-palmitoyltransferase activity. Gene Ontology annotation, cellular component: Golgi apparatus; endoplasmic reticulum. The transcript is spliced from 8 exons. Gene Ontology annotation, biological process: protein targeting to membrane; peptidyl-L-cysteine S-palmitoylation.
GCACUCAGUCACACCGCGUUCAAAUUUCAAAUCCAGGAGCCAUAGGAUUCGACCGUUGGGAGCCCUCACUACGAUUUUCCCAAGAGUUCACGAGACGAAGCCCUUCAGUUCGAUGAAUCCAAUUUAAGCUACGCAUUAGCAAUCGUCUCCGUGAAAUUCCGAUCAUCAGAGGAUUUAGCAGUCAUCCCAGCUUCCCCGAUCGUCUCAAUUCAACAUCGUAGUACGUUAGUUGAAUUGGAUCGGAAGCCGUAGCAUAGUAGCAGUGAGUAUAUUACCUGGAUCGAUCUGACUGCGCAAUCCAAACUUCGUUCAAUUCCCGAAUCAUGAGACGCCAUGGCUGGCAGCGCCCUCUCCACCCUCUCCAGAUAGUGGGAAUGGCAGUGUACAGUUUUCUUGUUGUGGCCUUCUACACCUUCCAGGGGCUUUUCCUGGGAAACAGGAUUGCUGAAAUAACAGUCACCACACUAUAUUCCUUCGUGGCAGUCUCGGCCAUGCUCCUUUUUAUAAGGUGCACAGCCAUUGAGCCAACUGAUAAAACCAGUUUUAGAAAGAAGAGGAAAACAAAAUCUAGUGGACUUUGUAAGCUGAAUCAUGGUUUUAUAUUGGGUCAGAUUGUUAUGAGAUUUUUUAGAAGGAUGGAGAGGAAGAUCCUUAGGAAUUUUAUACGGAGGAAGUACCUGGAUCUAUGGACAACCACCAAUCAAAUGGAGCCAUUGCUUCCAUUUCCCCUUGUCAUGAAGGAUGAUGCUGUUACACCUGACCCAAAGGAGGAUGACAUCUCGUUCUGUUUCCUAUGUGAUUUUGAGGUAAAAAAGCACAGCAAGCAUUGUAGGACCUGCAACCGGUGUGUUGAAGGGUUUGAUCACCAUUGCAGAUGGUUGAACAACUGUGUUGGGAAAAAGAAUUACACGACAUUCAUUCUUCUCAUGAUUUUCAUCUUGUUAAUGCUUAUUAUAGAGGGAGGAACUGCCACUGCCAUAUUCAUCAGGUGCUUCGCAGAUAAGAAAGGGAUCGAGAAGGAGUUGGAGAGGAAGCUGUAUGUAGAGUUUCCGAGGGGAGCACUGGCAGCAAUAUCAGUUUUGCUGGUUUUAAUGACAGCCUAUGGUUCAGCAGCAUUGGGACAACUUUUCUUCUUUCAUGUGGUUCUCAUCAGAAAGGGAAUGAGAACAUAUGAUUACAUCAUGGCAAUGAAAGAAGAAAACCAAUUUAUGGAAUUAGAUCCAUUUGAUGCUACAGAUUUCUCUUCAGACUAUAGCACCGACUCUGAUUCACCUGAAAAACCAACAUUUGCAUCACGAUUUAAAUGCAGUGGCCAGAGAGUAAACCAGAUUCAGAACCCAAGAAGAUUGUCCAUAAGAAUUGAUGGAGAUCCUGAGCCCUCAACAACUAAAAAGCAAAGCUUCCAUGCAAGCAUCAAUCCAUGGAAACUGAUAAAAAUGAGCAGAGAGAAAGCGCUUAUAGCGGCUGAAAAGGCCAGAGAAAAGCUCAGGAAACAGAAGCCAAUGGUGGAAAAUGAUUCAUUGAAGCCGCUACCGUUGGAGACCAAAAGUGGACCCUUGACGACUCCUGACAAGAACACUGUUAACACGGUAUUGGGCUUGACACCUGUCAUCUCCAAAGGGAGGGUUCUGGGAUCACCACGGCGGCUUUCAAGCCCAAGAAGACGAUUUUCCAGCUCUCCAACCAUAUUCUCUGGCACAGUGGCACCAUCACCAAAGCAAAAGUACAGAAGCAGCUUUGACUUGAAGUUGACACAGGUGUCCAAGGAGCUUGAGACUUACAUUUCAAGGCAGGUUUUAUGCUCUGUUUUGAAGGAAGAAGAGAGUGAGGCAUCCCCAAGAUAGCUGUUGUAUUUAUUUGCUUGCUCAAAUUCUCAGUCUUUGAGAAAGAUCGGUUGCUUUGCCUGUGUGUAUUCUCAAUGAGUAUAUUACUGACAAACUUCAAAUUAACACAUGUAAGUGUAUUUUUUCUCACUGUUUUAUAAUUCAUAUUGAUGGA